Messenger RNA from Nymphalis io (European peacock), 1089 nucleotides. RefSeq lists its product as uncharacterized. Lineage: Eukaryota; Metazoa; Arthropoda; Insecta; Lepidoptera; Nymphalidae. The record is from RefSeq and is a predicted model, not a curated record. The transcript has a single exon. Bases 1 to 1089 code for a protein of 362 amino acids. Gene Ontology annotation, molecular function: nucleic acid binding.
AUGGACGGUUUUGAUUAUGAUGUUGUUCGAAGGAUGGUGUACGAUUUUCAUUUACGAUUUAAUGAAUUACCGACAGUAAAAUCAUUAAAAGCUAAAUUAUCUGAGGCUAUUAAUUACAAUGGGUCUGAAAAGACAUUGCGAAGAAUACUUCAUGAGAUGGGAUUUCAGUUCACUAAAAUGGAAAAUAAUCGAAAAGUUCUUAUGGAAAAGCACGAUGUGAGUCUCAGACGAAUCGAAUACCUCUACAAAAUACGCAAAUUUCGCGAAACAGGAAAAAAUAUAUUCUUUAUGGAUGAGUCUUACAUACAUACUCAUAUAUCUCACACUAAAGGAAAAACUUGGAGUGAUGAUAAGAAAAAAGGAGUAAAAGGCCAGCGUUUGAUAAGUGUUCACGCGGGGAACGAAAAAGGCUUUGUGCCCGGCUUUUUAAUGUAUAAAUCCACGGAUACUACAGGCGAUUAUCACAAUGAAAUGAAUAACAAUAAGUAUGAAAAAUGGUUGGUUAAUCAAUUAAUUCCAAAUAUACCCAGUAAUUCUGUUCUAGGUAUCGACAACGCACCAUAUCACAACAAAUUCUUUGAAAGACCUCCCAGUUCAAACACAAUUAAACAGGAAAUGAUCAACUGGUUAUACAGACAUGAAAUUUCAGUUGACCCAAAAUUGACGAAACCCCAGAUUUAUGAUAUUAUAUGUCAGGACAAGGAGAGGUAUACAAAGUUUUCCGUGGACAAGGUACUUGCCGAACAUGGACACAUUGUGUUGCGAUUGCCAACAUAUCAUCCAGAUUUUAAACCAAUUAAAAAUAUAUGGCCUCAACUGAAAGGCUAUAUAGCCGCUAGAAACGUGGAUAUGAAUUUAACGACAAUAAAAAAAAUAUUGACUGAAAAAAUAAACAUGAUCGGGGCUGAAGAAUGGAAAAAGGUUUGCGAUCAUGCGAUCAAAUGUGAGAAUGAAUAUCAAAGAAUUCAACACGAUUUAGACAAUUACACUGAUAGACUUGUUAUAAAUACGGCUGAUAGUGACAAUGAGAUUGACCUCAUGGAGAGCACAGAUAGUGAAAGGGAAGGAAUUGAGAAUUUAGGUGAUUAA